CUCGUCCUCGUCGCCCAAAAACUUCCCCUGGCCAUGGCUUCCAGCGGUACCCUCUCUCGCGGCCAGGUUGCGACCGCGCAGCUCAGCGGCGAAUACGCCAUCAAGCCUGAAAAUGCCCAGCCAAAACUGGACACUUCGCAGUGGCCUCUGCUGCUCAAAAACUACGACAAGCUGCUGGUCCGCUCGGCACACUUCACCCCCAUUCCCGCUGGCUGCAGCCCCUUGAAGCGGGACAUCGCGACCUAUGUCAAGUCUGGUGUUAUUAACCUGGACAAGCCGUCAAACCCCUCGUCUCACGAAGUCGUCGCGUGGCUCCGGAGAAUCCUACGGGUAGAAAAGACGGGUCACAGUGGUACUCUUGACCCCAAGGUUACGGGCUGUCUGAUCGUCUGCAUUGACCGCGCGACAAGACUUGUCAAGUCGCAGCAGGGCGCAGGAAAGGAGUAUGUUGCUGUCCUCCGCCUGCACUCGCCUCUGUCCACUCCUACCGCCCUCCCUCGCGCCAUUUCGACCCUCACCGGUGCCCUCUUCCAGCGCCCCCCUCUCAUCUCCGCCGUGAAGCGUCAACUCCGUGUCCGCACCAUCUACGAGUCUAAGCUGCUUGAGUUCGAUGAGAAGCGCAACUUGGGUGUAUUCUGGGUAUCUUGCGAGGCUGGCACAUACAUUCGGACGCUUUGUGUGCACUUGGGUCUUAUUCUUGGUGUCGGCGGUCACAUGCAGGAACUCCGGAGAGUACGCAGUGGUGCGCUAAGCGAGAACGACGACAUGGUGACCAUGCACGAUGUUCUUGACGCGCAAUGGGUGUACGACAACACGCGCGAUGAGACCUACCUGCGCCGCGUGAUCAGGCCAUUGGAGUCUCUGCUCAUCGGUUACAAGCGCAUAGUCGUAAAGGACAGCGCUGUUAACGCCGUUUGCUACGGUGCGAAGUUGAUGAUCCCCGGUCUCCUCCGCUACGAGGCCGACAUCUCAUUAAACGAGGAGGUCGUCCUUAUGACUACUAAGGGUGAGGCUAUCGCCCUUGCUAUUGCGCAGAUGUCCACCGUCGAGCUCGCGACUUGCGACCACGGCGUCGUCGCCAAGGUCAAGCGCUGCAUCAUGGAGCGUGACACCUACCCGCGCAGGUGGGGACUUGGCCCGAAGGCCAUGGAAAAGAAGAAGAUGAUCAAGGACGGCAAGCUGGGCAAGUUUGGCGAGAAGACCGAGGCUACCCCUGCUGAGUGGAGCCGCGACUACGUCGACUACACUCGCGACGAGCAGCCCACUGCUGGCCCCUCGGCGGCUGCCCCUGCCCCUGCCCCUGCCGCACCCGCGUCUGAGCCUGCGAGCCCGGCCAAGGAGAAGGCGGAGAAGAAGCGCAAGCGCAAGUCUGAGGUCGCUGACGCAGACGGCGACGUCUCGAUGACCGUCGACGCGGACGGUGGGGAGGAUGACGAGGCCGCGAAGGCGGAGCGCAAGCGUCUCAAGAAGGAGAAGAAGGCCGCCGCGGAGAAGGCGGCCAAGGGCGGCGACGAGGAGGACGAGGAGGCGCGCCGCGAGCGCAAACGCCUCAAGAAGGAGAAGAAGGCGCGCGAGAGCCUCGGCGGCGAGUCAUAGUCUGCCCUUGCCGUUCGACUCUCGCCAGUGCCCAGUGCCCAGUGCCCAGUGCCCAGGGCGCUGUGCGUGUCGUUUGUGUGUCGCCUGUCCCGGGCGAACCGGGGUGCCGCUGCGCCCUGCGCUUUGUAGCGUUGUGGCGCGCGGAUAUGUGCAAUAUACGCCGUGCUUGUUUGAUCAUGCCGCUCCAGGCGUGCCGUGUCGUGUCGUGUUGUGUUCAUAGUACAUACUGUAUCAGGAUCCAGAUCCGUCAUUUGCGAUGUCCCCUCCCGCGCC
Trametes versicolor FP-101664 SS1 is the source of this 1869-nucleotide messenger RNA. RefSeq names its product putative rRNA pseudouridine synthase. Gene Ontology annotation, cellular component: box H/ACA snoRNP complex. Gene Ontology annotation, biological process: snRNA pseudouridine synthesis; mRNA pseudouridine synthesis; box H/ACA sno(s)RNA 3'-end processing. The coding region runs from base 34 to 1596 and encodes 520 amino acids. Gene Ontology annotation, molecular function: pseudouridine synthase activity; RNA binding. The record is from RefSeq and is a predicted model, not a curated record. Lineage: Eukaryota; Fungi; Basidiomycota; Agaricomycetes; Polyporales; Polyporaceae. The transcript is spliced from 6 exons.